AUGGCUUUCAGCUGGGAGAUUGUCAAAGAGCAAUACUGGAACCUCCCAGUGCUCGCGACCGAGGAGCAAUGCUCCGGCGGCACUUACAUCGUGACGGGCGCUAACGUCGGUCUCGGCUACGAAGCAGCGAAGCACUUCGUCGCCGCCGGAGCCAAGAAGGUCAUCUUGGCGGUGCGCGACCCCAAGACGGGCGAGGCAGCCAAAGCACAGAUCGAAGCAGCGACCAAGACAAACGAUGUCGCGGAGGUAUGGAAGCUGGACAAGUCCAGCUACGACGAUGUUAGGACGUUUGCGAAGAAAGCAAUCGACCAGCUGGAGCGCAUUGAUGCGCUGGUCGAGAAUGCAUCGACUGCUCUGGGUCAUGCAAACCAAUAUGCUCUGAAGGAAGGGCACGAGAGCUCAGUCACCAUCAACGUACUGAGCACAUUUCUUCUCGGCACCCUGCUCUUCCCGAAGAUGAUGGAGAGUGCAACGAAAUUCAAGAUCGUGCCGCAUUUCACCGUAGUGACUAGCGGUGCAGGCUUCGUUGCAAAGGAGCAGUUUGACCAAAUAAAGGAUGACCCUUUGGUAAAGAUGGAUGACGAGACUCCGGGUAUGACAAAUAGAUAUCCCUUGACGAAGCUCGUUCAGAUCUUUGCAGUCCGCGAGCUUGCAAAGCUGCUCCCUGUAUCACGAACGGGGGUUGUCAUCAAUUGCGUCUCGCCUGGUGUUUGCAAAACAACCCUUUCCCGAAAUGCAGAUCUUGCGUUCAAGAUCCAGCUGCGAAUAAUCCAUCUGAUCAUGGGCAGAACAGCCGAGAUGGGGAGUCGCACACUUCUGCACGGCGCGGUCGCUGACGAAGAAAGCCAUGGAUGUUAUCUCGGGAGCUGCUAUAUCAGGGAGCAUCAGCUCGCGCCUUGGAUUGUUGACGAGGACGGGCAGCAAGCUCAGAAGCGUAUUUGGAGUGACAUUGCCAAGGAGCUUGAGGCGAAAGAACCCGGUUGCUUGAAGAAAAUCUCGUAA
Phaeoacremonium minimum UCRPA7 is the source of this 1002-nucleotide messenger RNA. RefSeq names its product putative short-chain dehydrogenase reductase family protein. The record is from RefSeq and is a predicted model, not a curated record. The transcript has 3 exons. The coding region runs from base 1 to 1002 and encodes 333 amino acids. NCBI's taxonomy places the organism in Eukaryota, Fungi, Ascomycota, Sordariomycetes, Togniniales, Togniniaceae.